Molecule: messenger RNA, 2715 nt
Organism: Chara braunii
Lineage: Eukaryota; Viridiplantae; Streptophyta; Charophyceae; Charales; Characeae
Source: the annotation of a GenBank genome assembly
CGCGUCCGCACGAGUCCGCCGCCUGGGGGGAUUCGUAGGCCUGCGCCUGUCUCUUAUACACAUCUAGAUGUGUAUAAGAGACAGGAGUUUCAGAGCUGCCUUUACCUGUCUAUCGCCCAGACAGGAUAGCCAAGCAAAAUGCAAAGACCGAGCCGGGCGCUCCAAGCAGCAAACCUCUCGCUCUCGCACUCGCACCGUGGGUGAUCAUGAUUCCUCACCGACGCGUGACCGAGAGAGAGACGCUAUGGAGGACAAGCCUGUCAUUGGCAUCGAUCUGGGCACGUCCUACUGCUGUGUUGCAGUGUUUCGCAACAUUGACAGCAUCGAGAUAGUUCCAAAUGACCUGGGCGAGAGGAUAACGCCAUCCUACGUGGCCUUCACUGACGAAGACGAGCAUGUGGUUGGGACCGCUGCGAAGAGAGACGGCAUGAAGCAUCCCGAGCAGUGCAUCUACGAGGUCAAGCGGCUGAUGGGGAGGUCAUUCGGCGAUGCCAGCGUCCAGCAGGAUGCCAAGAGAUGGCCUUUCCAGGUGUCGUCCGGUCCACGUGGCGAAGCUGUUCUGAAAGUUCCCGGGGCACGGGGCAGGCAAAGCUCUUUCAGACCUGAAGAAAUUUCGGCCUUGCUGCUGAAGAAGAUGAAGGAGAUCGCUGAGGACUACACCAAUUGCCGUCCUAUUACGGAUGCAGUCAUCACCGUACCUGCGUACUUCGAUCACAGGCAGAGGAAGGCCACUAUGGCCGCCGGGGUUAGCGCAGGAUUAAACGUGUUGCGAUUGAUGAGCGAACCGACCGCAGCGGCGCUGGCGUACGGCCAUAAGGAGUUGGUAGGGAGGAAGCCUGUGGGGAAGAAGCUGCUGGUGUUCGACCUGGGUGGGGGAACCUUCGACGUGUCCAUUGUCACUGUUAAGGAUGGGCCAGAUGAGCACUGCAGCUUCGUAGUGAAUGCGGUGGCGGGAGACUCUCAUCUGGGUGGCACAGACAUAGACGAACGCCUGCUUCAGCUUGUGGCAGAGCGUUUCAAGAAGGAUCAGCUUGACGGAGAGGAUUUGCUGGGAAAUCCAAGGGUUCUCCCGAAGCUAAAGCAGGCCGUUGUGGACGCUAAGCACAUUCUGUCCAAUAAGAAGGAGACAGACAUCGACUUGGAUUACCGUGACCGUCUCCUCAGCGUGAAAUUGGGUCGUGCAGAGUUCGAGGCACUCAACGAAGACAUCUUUGGCAGGUGCAUGACAAUCGUCGAACAAGCCCUUCUUGAUGCCAAGAUGAGCAAGGAUGAGAUCUCUGACGUGGUUCUCGCGGGUGGAUCGACGAGGAUCCCCAAGGUGCAAGAGAUGCUGACCGCAUUUUUUGGCAGGCCGCCCGUCAAGUCCGUAAACGCUGAUGAGGCUGUGGCGUUUGGAUCUGCAGUACAAGCGGGCUUGCUGUCCAGAAGCGACAAGUGCGCAGAGGCAAGCAUAUCCGUACGCGAUGUGACAGCCGUGAGUAUCGGAAUGGGCGCAGCUUUGGGCACAAUGCAUGUCCUUAUCCCAAGAAACUCGCCCCUCCCGGCCACUGCAAGGAGUCUGCGCUGUUUCUAUCGUGCCAAACUGACAGUUGAGAAUGUCGGAUUGUUUGAGGGCGAACGUGCUCUGUGUGCAUAUAACAGGUUGCUUGGGGAACUGAGGAUGGAUGGUUUAAUAGAGGGUGUGUGGGGCCGUUCAGUAGUCGAGAUUAAAGUAGAUGCUCAUGGGAUUCUCCACGCGACACUGGAGGCGAUAUCAGGGCACAAGGAGAUCGGAAAAAAGGUUGAGACCAUUGUUACACUCGAUGCGGAUGUUGUGCAGUCUUCGGGUGGCGGGAUGGACGCACCGGAUUGGUACACACCAGCAGCAAAAGCAGAGGAUGCCAGGAUUUGGGCUGCAAAAGAUUCAGGGGACAGACUGGGGUUGCUAAUGGGAGCGUUGCUAGAGCGCCAGUCCUCCAACAAGCUCCCCGUUGAGUUGGAGAAGCAUUUGGGAGAGGCCUUGGCAUGGUGGCAUGGGCGGCAGGAACUUGCAUCGAAGGAGGAGUACGAUCAAAGACAUGCUGAGCUGGAUCGGCUUGCCAGAACUUACGGAUGUGUAGUGGAAAAGCCUACAGCACGAUCUCUGGUGGGAGCUCAUUUCAAAGGGUAGUAAAAAGGAGGUUCACAUUCAUAAUAAUAAUACAUCUUGGUGUGCUUGAAUCCGAAGUAGUGUUACUUUUUUUUUUUUGUUUUCCCCUUCAAUCGUUUAAAAUGUAGUACAGUACUAUGAAUGCCGGAAGGCGCCUACUGGGAGAGCCAGGACUAACUUCACUGCCCACAGGUAUCUGGGUCCAAGUAGAGGGCCUCACCACACCACUGUCGAAAACGCGAUAUUCUAUAGUUCCGCUACAGAAGCACCCGCAAAUUUGUAAGCGCGAUUUUCUAGAGUUCCUCUACAGAAGCACUCGCGAUUUUCUAGAGUUCCACUUCUGUUGAAAAAAAAGCAUCGCUCCACUUACUCCAGACUCAAGAACUACAGAAGCACUCACGAAUUUCUAAGCGCAACAUGACAGCCCUUCUACGGCGCUAGAUGACAGCACCAGCUCGUUCUGAUAGUCGGGGCAGGAGGAACACUCGCGACAAAAGAGGCCGUAGCGGUGUAGGAGGGAGGACGCUAGAAAACCUGAGCAUUGCAGGAGGCUGUGAACUCCAUACAAAUCAAGAGUGCCCUUCCAG